GACUACAUUCCUUGAACCCGAGACCGCAAGCCUCGGCCGUCUACCUACUAAAAGCAACCUUUCGUCGAAGAUCUACCAGAAACGCACCAGCCGGUCAAAGAAGUCAAACCACUCCAGCAGUGUUGAGCGUUCCUCCGUCGCGACCUAACGUGUGUGGGUGAACUUCUGUGUACGCGCCCUGCAAAAUGUUUUGGUUGUUUUUGGUGCUCGUUACAGGUGCCACAGCGGAACCUCUGAGAACAUGCGAACCCAUCCGUAUAGAUCUGUGUUCCGGGCUUGGUUAUAACAUGACGGGGAUGCCGAAUUUGGGCGGCAAUGACCAACAGCACGAGGCCGACUAUACCCUGAAAUCCUUCUCGCCUCUGAUCCAAUACGGCUGUAGCUCCCAGCUAAAACUCUUCCUGUGUUCCGUGUACGUCCCUAUGUGCACUGAGAAAGUGGCGAAUCCCAUAGGACCCUGCAGGGGACUCUGCGAAAGCGUCAGGUCGAGAUGCUACCCCGUUCUAAGGGGAUUCGGCUUCCCCUGGCCGGAGGCACUGAACUGCUCUAGAUUUCCGGUGGAAAACAACCACGAACACAUGUGCAUGGAGGGCCCGAAAGAUAAGGGCAUUGAUGUGACAGCGUCUGUCGAUCCUGCAGUGCAAAAGUUCAACUGCGCGCCGCAAUUCACCAGGAAUGAAUUUGGGGGAUGUGUGCCCACUUGCGAGGCCAAUUCUUUGUUCGAAGAACACGAGAAGCGAUUUGCGGAGGUUUGGGUAUCCCUAUGGGCACUCAUUUGCUUCGUAACCAGCUUCGGAUCCGGUUUAACCCUCAUAAUAGGAGGAGGAAGGGCUAGAGCACCCCCUCUGGUCAGCAUGGCGCUAUGUUACUGUCUGAUCAGCAUAGGCUGGGCCUUGAGGAUGUUCUCUGGAAGAAUGACAGGUGGCUGUCAGAACGGAGAAGGACUGGACAACGUCAAUUGCUCCUUCGUUUUUCUGCUGAUCUAUUACUUCGGAAUGGCGUCCAAAGCAUGGUGGGGUUGCUUGUGCGCCUGGUGGGUCGCAAGGGUUGGACUUCAAUGGACCACGGAGAAGAUGAGGAGCCUAGAGACAAUCUUACACGUUUGCGCCUGGGGCUUUCCAGCGGGUCAGACUGUUGUGGCUUUAGUACGAAGGGAUGUAGACGCAGACGAUCUUACAGGCACCUGUUACGUUGGAAACAAGAACUCUGACACCCUCCUCAGCCUCGUGCUGAUCCCAGACAUCGCCUAUUUCGCCGUUGGCAUCAUCCUGCUCAUCUUCGGUUGCAUCUGCGUGAUCAGGAGACCUGCCCAAUCUGCUGCUGCUCCUCUGACCGCUGCUGCUCCAAGGAAGGAAAGUGAUUUCUUGGGCGCAAUCUGCACCCUCUACGCCAUCCCUACGUUCUGCGUCAUGGCCACUGUCUACUACGAGUACAACGAACGCUAUCUGUGGGUCUCUGGACGUGCCAAACCUGCUUUGUGGGCGUUCCUGAUCCGCUACCUUAUGUCCCUGUUCGUUGGAGUAAGCACGGUCUUCUGGAUCUGGUCCUUCAAGACCAUCACCGCUUGGAGGUCUGUUUUGAAGAAGCUUGGACCGAAGCAACAGCCUCCUCUCAAAGUGCCUACUCUUCCGGUGUUACGAUACGUACCACCGCCACAGAAUUCUGUUUCUGGCACUUUGAGCACCGGAAGUAGGCAUUCCAUCAGGGCCCAUCCCCAUAGGAAGCCUAGGCUGCAUCAUCUGAAAGGACCUGGCGGGGAAACCAUAAUAUAAGACUUCACAAGUUCGGAAGUAUUCUACCAUAUUGGUAUUUCAAGUGCAAAAUUCCAUGAAACAUGUUCAUCAGACCUUUCCAGAGCCAAUUCAUAUUGCUGUUUAUUUUAUCGUCCAUUUUUAUUGAAGAACUACAACAUUGAUACACCUCUCGUUUAAAUUAAUGCAUGAAUUCGGUAUUUAUCCACAUGAACCAGCCAGAAAAAUUGUAGAUUGUAGAUAUUUGUAAAUAUUUUCGAAUAUUCCUAUAGUUCGUAAAAUAUAUUGAAACAAAUCAAUAGCACGGGAUUCCUCAACUUAAAUGAAUAAUAAUAAUAAUAAAUGAUAUACAACUCAUUUUUAGUUCAGAGCUAUGGAAUUAUAAAUUUUUUCGUUAUGAUUUCAUAUAGGUAUUACAAGGGUGAAGGUAGAGGAAUGGAGUAUCCUAUCCCCUUGUUUCUUUGUCUUGCCUCAAUUCUUGUUGAAGAAUUGAAAAUUGUGCCUUAUAACAAAUAAGAUUCCCCCAGCAGUUGUACAUAUCUCGAUUAAGUAUUUAGACUAAAAAUGUAUGUUUAGAACUGUAUCUAGGUUACUUUGUUUAUACGGUGCCAUAGUGUAUUUUCAUGUUUAUUUUUCCAUUUGUUACAUUAUAGUGUCAAUCCUUAUUUAUUUUGCAUAUGCAGUAUUGUGAUAUACCUUUGUACAUACGAAAUACACGUAAUAUUUUUAUGA
Molecule: messenger RNA, 2483 nt
Organism: Coccinella septempunctata (seven-spotted ladybird)
Lineage: Eukaryota; Metazoa; Arthropoda; Insecta; Coleoptera; Coccinellidae
Product: frizzled-4-like
Exons: 4
Coding region: 186-1772 (528 amino acids)
Biological process (GO): non-canonical Wnt signaling pathway; canonical Wnt signaling pathway
Cellular component (GO): plasma membrane
Molecular function (GO): Wnt receptor activity; Wnt-protein binding
Source: RefSeq, a predicted model, not a curated record